Messenger RNA from Grus americana (Whooping crane), 1211 nucleotides. RefSeq names its product killer cell lectin-like receptor subfamily B member 1B allele A. The transcript has 7 exons. The record is from RefSeq and is a predicted model, not a curated record. NCBI's taxonomy places the organism in Eukaryota, Metazoa, Chordata, Aves, Gruiformes, Gruidae. Bases 163 to 1008 code for a protein of 281 amino acids.
CACUCCUGGCCAAUAUUCUGGGGGGGAAAAAAAAAAACAACCCAGCAAAUAUCACCUUUCUCCUCCUCAUCUCAUGAUCUGCCUCCGGCCACGCUGACCCAGACCCUGAUACGCUUCAGCCUGACCCAUAAAAAACUUAUUUAAAGAUAAAAGACCCAGACAAUGCCAUUUCCUGGGGCCAGGCGCAGGCGCGAGGAGGUUGGUCAUAAGGUGAGAGGUUGGCCAAGAACAGCUUCAGUCCUGGGACACGCUUCUGAGCCGAUCAUGGUGGGGGAAAUAGUUUACGCUGAUUUAACGCAUCCUGGGCAUGGUUCUUCUCCCACCGAGAAGCGCCGCGCUCCUGCCUUGUGCCCACGGUGGCAUGGGGUUGUCCUCAAAGCCAGUGGGCUGGUGCACCUCAUCCUGUUGGUGCUGGUGGUGAUGCUGAGCAUACAGGUUUUUCAGAAGUCUCUACAGCCAGCAGCAAUGAGUGGUCCCCUGCAAAGCGUGGAGAUUAAGGGAAGGAACCAGACGGAGCAAUACGUGUUUUCAUCCCUGAUGCAGUAUUUCUGCAAGCCCCGGCAGGAGAGCCCCUCAGCCUGUGCUGGCUGCCAGCUGUGUCCCCAGGACUGGCAGCUCCAUGGGGAAAGAUGCUACUGGCUUUCCAAGGAACAGAGGAACUGGAAGCAAAGCAAGAAAGGCUGCGAAAAUCAGGAGUCUCAGCUGGUAGUGCUCCAGGACAACAAAGAAAAGGAGUACAUCAAGAAUAUUACAGGCAGAGGCACGCAGCCGCUGUGGAUCGGGUUAAUAUUAUCCCAUGAGAAGUGGAGAUGGGUGGACAACACAACCUUCGACACCAACACGUUUGGCACCUUGCAGGGGAUGGAUGGAAGAUGCGGGACGCUGAAAGACGCGGCGCUAGAGGUCGAUACCUGUGACGGGGAACACAAGUGGGUUUGCCAGAAAGAUCCUUUCCAGCUCUCCCCGCCGACGGCGGGAGACGGGGAGAAAUGCGGUGCCUCCGCCUGACACGUGCCCAUCCCGAAACGCCCAGCCUGCGAGACGCCUGCCGCCAAUUAUUUGGGGCGAAGGCAGCCCCCCCUCUUCAUCGUUACGGCUCUGCGAGAGAUUUCGGGGUUUGCAAAUGCGUUUCCCACGCAGGUCAAGACAGUUUUUUUUGGGGGGGGGGGCGCAGAUGGGAAACCAGAAAUGUCUGUGCCCCAGGGGCUGUG